CACACACUCCGCACACACCUCCCGGACUCGGACACACAAGCACUCAGGCCGGUGUGGGAGCAGAGCGCAGGCUGAACGGAGCCGUUACCAGAGAGAGACCCAGGAUAAGGAGUAGCGGUGCCGCUGGAGGUGUCAGGACAUUCAAAUAUCUUGUUUUGGGAAGCGGGAGCGCACGACUAUUCCAUAUUUGUCAUUCUUAGACUCUUCUAACCCUCGGACUGAGGCUUCCACAGCCUGUAAAGAGGGCUUUUUUUUUUUUUGGGACUUUUCCUGCACAGGAGAGCCGACCCUCGUGUGCGCAAAAAAUACGCAGGAAGCGCAGAGAGAGAGAGGAGAUAGCGGAGACUGGGAGCCUCUCAGUCGGAUCUCGACGCGCCCUGGAGCCGCUGUCCGGACUCUCCGGAGCGCAGAAACCGCCCGAAGCCUCCGAGCUGCGGAGCGCACGCGGUAUUGAUCCAGGAGUUUGUUUGCUCACUGUUUUUCGGAGGACGUUUUAUUCCGCUAAAUGGACAGGGACAAAAACUGAAACCACUUUAUGAUAUGUAGCCUAGUUGGAACUACUGUCCACCAAUGGUUUAAAAAAAACGCCCUGGGAUUAUAACUGAACUGUUUCCAGACGGCUGUGCUCCUGAAGGGGUGUGGAUUUUUUUUUUUCGGGAGGAAAAUCAGAUUUUCUGUCCUGCGAGGAGGAAACAACAGAAACUACAAAGCUCUCCACGAGUUUCCUCGUCGCCCAAGAUGGAUUUGGUGUCAUCCUUGAUUGGAUUUUUACUGGCGAUGUGUCAUCUGGCGUUAAGAGCCAGAGGAGCAGAUGAUGCACAGUGUGGAGGCGUCUACGAUGCCAGCGAGGCCGGUUACAUCACCUCCCCGGGUUACCCCAUGGAGUACCCGCCUCACCAGAACUGCCACUGGGUCAUCACGGCGCCGGAGCCGUCGCAGCGCAUCGUCCUCAACUUCAACCCGCACUUUGAGAUCGAGAGGCUGGACUGCAAGUACGACUUCAUCGAGAUCCGCGAUGGGACUUCAGAUAACGCCGACGUUCUGGGUCGACACUGCAGCAACAUCGCCCCGGCGCCGAUCAUCUCGUCCGGAGCCUCCCUCCAGAUCAGAUUUGUGUCAGACUACGCCCACCAGGGGGCGGGCUUCUCUCUGCGCUACGAGAUCUUCAAAACAGGGUCGGAAUUCUGCUUCCGCAAUUUCACCAGCUCCUCUGGGAUGAUCGAUUCUCCGGGCUUCCCGGAUAAAUACCCUCACAACCUGGAGUGCUCGUACAUGAUCAUCGCCCCGCCGCACAUGGACAUCACCCUGACAUUCCUUACCUUCGAUCUGGAAAAUGACCCCCUGCUGGUGGGAGAGGGGGACUGCAAGUACGACUGGCUGGACGUGUGGGAUGGUCUGCCUCAAGUUGGUCCUCUGAUCGGUCGCUACUGCGGCACAAAGAUCCCCCCAGAGAUCCAGUCGUCCUCCGGCCUGCUGUCCCUCUCCUUCCACACCGACAUGGCCGUGGCCAAAGACGGCUUCUCGGCGCGAUACAACAUGACGCACAAAGAAGUCAGCGACUCGUUUCACUGCAGCAUGGCGCUCGGCAUGGAGUCAGGAAAGAUCAGCGACGACCAGAUCACCGCUUCCACAACUUUCUAUGACAACCGCUGGCUGCCGCGCCAGGCCCGCCUCAACAACGACGACAACGCCUGGACGCCGUCAGAGGACAGCAACAAGGAGUACAUACAGGUCGACCUCCACUUUCUGAAGGUGUUAACGGGCAUCGCCACACAGGGAGCCGUUUCAAAGGAGACGCAGAAGUCGUACUACGUCACCACCUUCAAACUGGAGGUCAGCACCAACGGCGAGGACUGGAUGGUGUACCGACACGGCAAGAACCACAAGAUUUUUCACGCCAACACGGACCCGGCCGAGGUCGUCCUGAAUCGAGUCCCGCAGCCGGUUUUGGCUCGGUUUGUCCGUAUCCGACCGCAGACGUGGAAGAACGGCAUCGCCCUGCGCUUCGAGCUCUACGGAUGCCAGAUAACAGAUGCUCCGUGCUCAGACCUGCAGGGCCUGCUGUCCGGCCUGCUCCCCGACGCGCAGAUCUCCGCCUCCUCCAGCAGGGACGUGGUGUGGAGUCCUGGCACCGCCCGUCUGGUGGCGAGCCGCUCGGGCUGGUUCCCGGCGCCUGCACAGCCCCUGGCGGGAGAGGAGUGGCUCCAGGUGGACCUCGGCGUGCCAAAGACUGUGCGCGGUGUGAUCACACAGGGAGCGAGGGGAGGGGACGCAGGAAGCGGGGCGACCACGGAUAACCGGGCGUUUGUCAGGAAGUACAAAGUGGCACACAGCCUGAACACAAAAGACUGGAAUUUUAUCAUGGACCCCAAGACGAGCCUGCCCAAAACGUUUGAGGGGAACACACACUACGACACCCCAGAGCUGCGUCAUUUCGAGGAGACAGUGGCGCAGUACGUGCGGCUGUAUCCUGAGCGCUGGUCUCCUGCAGGGAUCGGGAUGAGAGUGGAGAUUCUGGGCUGCGACCUUCCAGAGAUGACCACGCCCGCCGACACCGUCACGCCAACACUGCCUGCUGACACUGAGACCACCACGGUCCCUGUGACGACUGCAGCAGCCACGUCUCCUCCGGCAGACACCGUGUGUGACUUUGACCACGGCCUGUGUGGGUGGACGCACGACCCCAACGCCCCCCUCCUCUGGUCUCUGCACAGCCACGAGCUCAACAGUUAUCUGUACAUGGACGCCAGCCUGAAGACGGAGCAGCAGCAGGCCCGGCUGGUCAGCCCUGUUGUUGCCGCCGACACAGGGCCGCUCUGCCUCCUCUUCUUCUACCAGCUGUCUGGCGAGGCUCAGGGCCACCUAAAGGUCCUGCUGCGGGACAACCACAACGAGGAGACCGUAGUGUGGACGCUCAAAGACGAUCAGGGUCCUGUGUGGAAGGAGGGUCGAACCAUACUGCCUCGCUCCCCCAAAGACUUCCAGGUGGUGAUGGAGGGUUUCUUUGUGCACGGCACCAGAGGACACAUCUGGAUCGACAACAUCCACAUGAGCUCCAGCAUCCCUCUGAAAGAGUGUACACAACCCUUCACGGCAUUUCCUCCUGAAAACCCAGGGGGAGGCGUUCCUGUGCCUCCCUUGCCCAUCCACUGGUAUUACAUUAUGGCCGCCGGAGGCGCCCUCCUUCUCCUGGCAGUGGCCAUCUUGGUCAGAGCGCUCUGUUGCUGCCGACAACACCUGGCCACCAAGAAGAGCCAGCUAUCAGUGGCCUAUCACAGCUCCUCGCAGUGUUUCCAGUAUUCUAACUGGUCCUCCAGUAUGGCCACCCCAGGGGUGGAGCCAGUCCUGACAGUGAGGCUGGACAGCCGGGACAGACACCGUACCCUCUGCUGAAAAGUGAAGCACUUAUCUGUGAUGUGUCUGCUGACUUGUGAUGUCAGUGCAGCAUGAUGGCUGCAGAAAUGACAGAACAUGGAAGAACCCUUCACGUAUUUAGUCACAAGAGUGACACAGACAUUGUCCAAAACUGCCAAGUGGAAAUUUGCAAAGAAACACUGUGCCUCUCUGUCUUCAAUGGAUGUAGCUUCGGUUGCUGUUUUUCUGUUGUUGACAUUUCACACUAUGUUGCUCCUGAUGAGAGGACUUAACUCGGAGUAAGUUAUUUAUCUGAACAGCUUGCCUUGGACCAUUGAGCGCUGUCUGGCUCCUCAUAACCCCAGCGGUCCUCUAGAAAUGACCCCAGCAUGGACAGAACACACAGCCAUGUGUGGGCUGGGGAGAGGAGGAGGGGAUUUGAGCUGGUUCAGCCACGAGAGCCAGCCAAAGCUGCCAAACCACAGGCUAAAACAAGACCCCAGAGACAUGAAGAGCUGUGCAGUGCUGGGAGAGAGAGGGAGAAAACUGUUAGGCUGAGAGGCUGCUAGCUGUGGAAAUGAUCUGGCAAGCCCCAGAAAAUAAAGCCCUUCUGUAAUAACAACACGAGAUAGCUGUGAUAUGAGUCGUACCAGUAGUCAGGAUGCUGUGAGGAGAAAAUAAAAAUCCUUCCUUUGUCCUUUUCAACAGAGCAUGUGCACAUUAAAAAACAAAAGGAAUGCAAAUCCAUCAUACUUAAAAUCCUGCAUCACAAAUGGAGAUAACCAGCUCGUUUGAUUGAACAUCUUGUCUCCCCCCUGAUAAAGGCAUCAGUCAGUGAUGGAUGCAGCCGUCUUCAGUGUUUAGUGUUUCAUCUUGAUUCUCUGGCGUAAUAAAGCACGUUGUUCCACUCCCAUUUCUGCUCCAUACCACCCACACCCGUUGUUCCCCCUUGUCUUUGAGCUGCCCAGAUGAAAGCCCUGCCAAGCCGAGCUGUGUUGUGUUUUCAGUGGGAAUAUGUGCUUGUUGUUUUAGGGCUUGUAAAUAGACACAGCUGUCUGCCAUCACCACUUCUUACUUGAUUUAUACUCCUACAAAUCCCACAAUGCCGCUGGACCAGCUGGAAGCCAUAAGCGCUGUGUUUUCCUGUAUAUGUGCAGCCUUGAGAGGGAUCCAAGAUGUAAUGAAAAGCAGAGUAGAGCAUGAUAGGAGGCCUCGGAAGAGCUUCGAACAUAAAAUAAGACGGAGCUCAUGCACUUCUGAUUUACAUAAGGUUGUCAAAAUGUUCGAUACUGCUCGAUGGCACGCGUUUUAAAACUACAGUCUUUAACCACAAGCUGCUGGGAGAGAAAGAGAGCACUGUCCACACUGCACAAAAUGUGUUGUCGCCAAUGCGUGUGUGCAAUUUAGACAGAGAGUUUUGUUCAAAAAUAAGAUCCCCAACAUCAGGUUCCUAGGACUUCUCUUUUGUUGGUGUAGUAUGGAUAUCGUUUGAAUUUUACUAACAUAAUAUCCAAGUUUAAAAAUCUGGUAUUGUGAAAACCCUAAUAUCUGUAAUCAAAAAGAUUUAUAGUUCAAUUCCUCCAAAGUGUCCGAGAGAGACACAUUUGCAGCAAUCUAUCUCGCUCUCUCUCUUGAAACAAGCUCAUUUUAACACCCCGGAUUGAAUGAAAUUGAGGUCUUCGCUCUGGAGCUUAACGGGCCGUGCUUUUCGUGAUCUGUCACACCAGUAAGAAUCCAUCACCUUCUCGCCCACAGCUCGGCAGAAAGCACCUCCAAUUUGUUGCCACAAUUUAGACGCAGAGCUUUUCUCUUGGGAGUAAAAAAAAAAAAAGCACUUUUUUUGGCACGCUUUCAGUUUGUGCUUUUAAAUCACGCUGAGGAGGAGGAGGAGGAGGAGGAGGAGGAGGGAUUGGACACCCUGCUCUGUCCAUCCCGACACCGUUACGCUCCAAGCCUCUAAUAGUUGUAAUUAGUUAAUGGACGGAUAACAUUUAUUAAGGCUGCGGUAAGCACUUUUCCCUCCAAACCGCCGCACCUUCAUCGCCCAACCCGCUGCCAACUACAGUUUCCCUGGAAACAGAAUGAAUAACGCCAUUGGCCGUCAAAGACCUCCAGAUCUAGACGUGUGCAUUGCCAAGCAGCUACUCCCACUCCUGCACGAUGCCAAAAGCAGCAACACACACACACACACACACACACUCUCAUCUAAAGUACACUUGAGUUAUUUGGCUCCACUAAAGUGCUGCAGCCAUCCUUAAGUUUUUACCACUUGUAAUCUUCCAAUUCAGACACUCGACAUCAAUUUUCAGUUCACACCGGCCUGACUUUGAGUGAGUUUUUAACGCCAUUUAAAGCCACAAGCACUACUUUAAUGUGGCUGCCCGUUACUUUUCCGUGUCUUUAAUCAUCUUAGUCACCACUCUUAAACUUGUCGGUAACAGUGAUUCUAACGGUGAUAAUGAUUGUUGUUGUUGUUGUUGUUAAUGAUUUCUGCAUCUGUUUUUACUGGGAAUGAACAGUCUUAUGCCAUCAGUAUGUUAUGUGACGACUGUGUGUUUGACUGGAAUGUAUCAUGACGAUGUUUCUCGAUAAAUAAAGACGUAUUUUUCUAUUA
Molecule: messenger RNA, 5968 nt
Organism: Labrus bergylta (ballan wrasse)
Lineage: Eukaryota; Metazoa; Chordata; Actinopteri; Labriformes; Labridae
Source: RefSeq, a predicted model, not a curated record